Molecule: messenger RNA, 1172 nt
Organism: Monomorium pharaonis (pharaoh ant)
Lineage: Eukaryota; Metazoa; Arthropoda; Insecta; Hymenoptera; Formicidae
Exons: 2
Coding region: 741-1172 (143 amino acids)
Source: RefSeq, a predicted model, not a curated record
UAAAUAUUUUGUACAUAUUUUUAUAUAAGGCGAAAACUUUGUACAAAUAUCUGUAAAAACUGCAGAAAUUUAUGCACAAAAAUAUGCAAUUCUUUGUGCAGUAAUUUUUGCAUAAUUUUUUCCUACAGGUGCAAGUAAUACAAUUGUAUAAACUAGAUUUUAUUUUCUAAUUUGCUUUAUUGUAGAUCCAAACUUAAUGGAUAUUUACUUCAUUGAUGACACUCAAGUCAAUGAAGAAUCUACAAUGCCCAAUACAACUGUCGAAGAAAAUGAAAUGACAAGUAUAUAGUAUGUGUUUUUAAAAAUAUAAUUUUAAAUGUUUUAAGGUGUUUGUAACUUUUCCAUUUUUUUUACCCGCAUUAUAUUGAUGCUAAAAUUAAAAAUUUUUUAUGUUUUUUUAAUAAUGAUAUAAAAAUAACUAUUUAUCUUUACUUCCAGAUUAUAAGGAAAAUUUUUACUGGAAUAAUCAGAAUACAAAAUUGUUAUUGAGUUUAUUUCGAGAACGCAAAAAAAUGUUCAGAGAUCCCAAAAUAAAAAAGAAAUCAUUCUGGAAGGAAAUAAUGAACAAAUUUAAAAAACAUAAUUAUAUAAAUGUGACAGAAAAUAUCUUGGACAGAAAAAUGAGAAAUUAAAAAAAAACAUAUCGUACAAUCAAAGAUAAUCAAAAACUAAGUGGUACAGGGAGAAUAACUUGGGAUCAUUACGAGACACUUGCAGAUAUAUUUUUUUAUGAUAAAACUAUGAAUAUUGGACAACAUUUGUCAUCUUUGCAAUGUACGUCUCAGCAAGAUUUAGAACAAAUGGCUAAAGUACAGUGUAAUUCAGUAUUAUCUGAUAAUUGUAAUUUGAUAAGUGUAACAUUAAGAAAUAAAAUAACACCGCAUUAUGAUUCCUUGUCAAAAAACUCAAUUGCUUUUGAAAAAAAUAUCACGCCCUCCAAAAAUUCCAGCCUAUUUUUAAAAGAUCAGAGAUCAGUCUCAAGAUGCUUUAUGUCAUCUUCAGAUUCAAGAAUUUCUUUAAAAAAGUCAGGAACUUUGUAUGAUUGUGAUAAUUCAAUAUUUUUUCAACACAAGGAGAUUGCUCAAAUCCGGAUGAUCUUGAACAGAGCUCGUUACAGAAUACAAAGGAUCCAUGUGAUGAAGACAAAGAUAACCAUAUUCUAUGAAAGAUAA